Molecule: messenger RNA, 2464 nt
Organism: Maniola jurtina (meadow brown)
Lineage: Eukaryota; Metazoa; Arthropoda; Insecta; Lepidoptera; Nymphalidae
Product: glycine-rich cell wall structural protein-like
Exons: 6
Coding region: 82-2388 (768 amino acids)
Source: RefSeq, a predicted model, not a curated record
UAAAAAGGGAAGUUUCCGAAAUAAACGUACAUUUCGCCAUCGCAGCCAUUUGAACUUGGGAGAUAGAGGUAAAUCUCCGCGAUGGCACCAAUCUACUUGAUAUUUUUACUCUGCGCGUUUGCAAACGGUCACAGACGCAACUCGAAUGCAGGUGGCCAAUUGUCACAAUCUGCCGGACUGAGUAGCCUGAGUGGUUCAGGUUCAAGUGGUUUACACGGCUCAAGCAGUGAAGCAAGUGGCCACGGUGGAAGUGGGUUCCAUGGAUCAGGAGGCUAUGGUAGUACCGGUGGUUCAAGCGGUGCAGGCGGAUCAAGCGGGCUAAGCAGUUCUGGUAGUGGUUCGAGUGGGUCGAGCGGAUAUGGCAGUUCGAGUGAAGAAUAUCGAGGCAGUGCAGCAUACGGGUCUGGUGCCGGUAGUUUGAGUGGAUCGGGUGUGGGAAGCUAUGCAUCAGGUGCAGGAAGUGCAGGAGGUUAUGGAUCAGGUUCAGGAAGUGCAGGAGGUUAUGGAUCAGGUGCAGAAGGUUAUGAAUCUGGCGCCGAAGGUGCAGGAGGUUAUGGAUCAGGUUCAGAAAGUGCAGGAGGUUAUGGAUCAGGUGCAGGAAGUUAUGGAUCUGGUGCUGGAAGUGCAGGAGGUUAUGGAUCUGGUGCUGGAAGUGCAGGAGGUUAUGGAUCAGGUGCAGGAAAUGCAGGAAGUUAUGGAUCUGGUGCAGGAAGUGCAGGAGGUUAUGGAUCUGGUGCUGGAAGUGCAGGAGGUUAUGGAUCAGGUGCAGGAAAUGCAGGAAGUUAUGGAUCUGGUGCAGGAAGUGCAGGAGGUUAUGGAUCUGGUGCUGGAAGUGCAGGAGGUUAUGGAUCAGGUGCAGGAAAUGCAGGAAGUUAUGGAUCUGGUGCAGGAAGUGCAGGAGGUUAUGGAUCAGGUGCUGGAAGUGCAGGAGGUUAUGGAUCAGGUUCAGGAAGCUCAGGAGGUUAUGGAUCAGGUUCAGGACGCUCAGGAGGAUAUGGAUCAGGUGCAGGAAGUGCAGCAGGUUAUGGUUCAGGUGCAGGAAGUGCUGGAGGUUAUGGGUCAGGUUCAGGAAGCUCAGGAGGUUAUGGAUCAGGUUCAGGAAGCUCAGGAGGAUAUGGAUCAGGUGCAGGAAGUGCAGCAGGUUAUGGUUCAGGUGCAGGAAAUGCAGGAGGCUAUGGAUCAGGUGCAGGAACUGCAGGAGGUUAUGGAUCAGGUGUCGGAGGUGCAGGAGAAUUAAGGGGUUCAGGUUUAGUUGGUUCCAGUAGUCAUGGAAGUGGAUCGAGUGGUGGUUAUGGCUCGAAAGGAGUUUCGCAAUCAGUUGCCAGUUCAAAAAAUUUCAAUUUACUAGGGCUAGGUGUGGACCAUAAUGGGCUUACGGAACAAGAAAUAAAGGCAUUAUCUGAUGCAAGACGAAGAUAUGGUUUACUAUCUAUGCAACGACAUCCACAGGGUCUACCAAACCCUUAUCAUCACGUCUUGUUAUCUAAAUAUCAUCAUCGUGGUAUACAAUCCCAGCAUUAUCCAUUUUCUAGAAGCAUGAAUGUUGGUGAAAGUGAAAGCCAAAGUCAGGCAGCAAACUUGGGGUCACAUGGUGGGGCCAGUGGUUUAGGAGGCGCUGGUGGAUAUAGUGGAAAUUCAGCUCAAAAUAGUGCCGGCGGUCUCAGAGGGCAAGGAUCUGAAGGACAUAGAGGAAGCUUAGGUUCAGGUUAUGGAUCAGGUGCAGGAGGUUAUGGUUCAGGUGCAGGAAGUGUAGAAAGUUAUGGUUCAGGCGCAGGAAGGGCAGGAGGUUAUGGUAGUGGAUUAAGUGGUGCUGGAAGUUAUAGUGGCAGCUCAGGGCAUAGUGGGGUCAGCAGUCUAAGCGGGCACGGAUCUGAAGGAUAUAGAGAAGGCUCUAGUGGCUUAAGAGGUUCAGGAGGGUAUGGAUCAGGUUCAGGAAGUGCAGGAGGUUAUGGGUUGGGUUCAGGAAGUGCAGGAGGUUAUGGAUCAGGUUCUGGAAGUGCAGGAGAUGCAAGAGGUACAGGGUAUAGAGGAGUAGGCGGCUUAAGAGGACAAGGGUCUGAAGGAUAUAGGGAAGGAUCGAGUGGAAGUGGUGUAGGUGGAUUAGGAUCAAGUGGAGCAAGUGGUUAUGGUAGUGGAUCGGGUGGUUAUGGUAGUGGAUCGGGUGGUUAUGGCAGUGGAUCGGGUGGUCAUGGUAGUGGAUCGGGUGGUUAUUUCAGUGGAUCGGGUGGUCUUGGCAGUGAAUCGGGUGGUUAUGGCAGUGGACCGGCUGGUCAUGGUAGUGGAUCGGGUGGUUACAGUAGCGGAUCAGGUGGUUCAGGUAGUGAUCUUUAUCAUAAAACUGAUACUACCAUGGGGCACAUGCAAAACGUUAAUUCUCGUUUCCAUUAAACUAUGAGCUAGAUAUUUUUAUGUUAUCAGUGUUUAAUAGAAGGAGUGGAUACUUAUUUGUUGAGCUUGCUGCGGA